CAUCUGUCCCGCCCCGGGUUGAAACUUUGGCGGCGUUAGCUUCGAGGCGCUCGCUGCUACACACAGCAACAACCAGAGAGGCGGGAAGCUUACCUCGAGCCUGAAUCAGACGACUAGACUCCGCCCGUGUCACACCGGCGAAAUAUUUAGAAGAAAACGAGCGAACAACUGUGAUGUGACGCCUUUCUUUCAAAACACUGUCGGACACACGGAAGUGAGAAGUCAAAGAAACAGGUCAGCCUCUAUUGUUUGAUGUUUUUAUUAACUAACAUCACUUACAUGUUAAACUAGCAUGUAGCAGCAUAAACGGACUAUGAAGGACGUAUUAGAUAUGCACAUUUUGCUGAAAAAACAUAGCUGUGGCUAGCUAAUGGCUGACAUUAGAGUAACUUUACUCAGCAGACAUGCCUCGUAAAAUCUUCCCCAUGGCAUCCUGUAACUACGUCUGAAAUGUGUUACAUGUAUGACUGCCGUUUGAACGUCUCAAAUCAUGCCAUGAGCAGCGUCACAGAGUCAUAAUGCAGAGAGGAAACCUAGGAUCAGUGCUGAAUAUGUAGGGAACUAUUGGCCAGCUGUCUGUACACAGUGGCUUCAAUGGAUGAGGCAGCUCCUGAUGAAGAUGAUGGAGACCAGGCAGCCUGUUGGAUUAAGGAGACGGACAGGUUGGAAGCAACACCCGCAUGUAACCUAUUGAGGACAACAUCCCUUGGUGAACAAGACCCUCUCAAAGACCUUUUAUCUCCAGAGCUGUGGAGAGGACUGUUGUACCAGGAUCAGGAUAAAUCCGUGAUGGAGGCUGGACCAAUGAUGUCUGAAGUUGAUGAGCAAGACAGGGAUGCUCCUUCUGUCUCCCCCUCCAGCCUCAUGGACACCUAUGGUCCCUCAAUUUCAAGCCUCUCCUCAUCUCCAUACCCCUCCACUCAUCCUCAUCACCACCAUCACCAAAAUGCAGAUUUUUCCUCAUCUUCAUCGUCCUCUUCAUCCGUCGUGUGUCUGACCCCACCCUUGCCCCCCUCUGUGGGGGUCCCAGCCGUGUUGACUGAUACAAGACUGACCCUGGAUGUAUACCAGGGAGGAGCAGCUGCAUUACUGCUGCUGUGGGGGUCCAUACCAGGGCAGGUGAGGGGAAUCCAGUACCUAAGACUGGGAUCUGAGGAUCAACCAGGGCUGGAUGAUGCACUGGUCGUCCUACCCUACCUGACAGAGCUGCGAUCGCUGGCUAUUCGAGGACACUGUUUUUAUGACUCCCGUGGUGACCCACUGCCAGGCCUCCUCACCACUCUGCCUCCAUCAUUGUCCUCUCUGUCUCACCUGGUGCACCUGGAUCUCUCCUUCAACCAGCUCUCCACUCUGCCCUCCUGCCUUCUCAGCUUGCCUGCGCUCUCCUCUCUGCUCCUCUGCCACAACCACCUCUCAGCUUUGUCUCCUGAUAUAUGCCAGCUGUCCUCCCUCACUUUCCUCUCCCUCCUGGGUAACAAGCUGGUCUCUCUCCCUCCGAGCAUCAGUCAACUGAAAGCACUACAGACGCUGGAUAUCUCACAUAACCUCCUUCAGCAUCUACCUGAUGAGAUUGGUUCUCUGGAGGAGCUGGUUAAGCUGGAAUUGUCUCACAACAAGCUGAAGCAGCUACCAGAGAGUAUGGGCGCUCUCCUCUCCCUCAGGGAGCUUGUCAUCUACAGCAAUGACCUCCGCCUGAUCCCACACUAUGUGAACAAACUGCCUCUGCUGAAAAUAGACGUGCGCGACAAUCCUUUGGGACGGCCCCCAACGCCUCCUCCUCUCCCUCCUGCACCUGAGAAAGCAGAAACAGAAAUCCCUGAGUUACACCUUGGAUUCAAUCAGCACAGUUUCUGUGUUUCGUCCGCUGGGUGUCAUGUGUUUCUCCCAGGGGGGGCUGAGCUGCUGUUCCCCCCGGGUUGCCUGGAGACAACCACAAGGUUGGAGUGGCUUGAGAAACGGCCUGAAAAAAAGUGGGUACAGCUGGAAGAGCAUGACAUCCUCCUGAGCUGUCCCCUGGAACUGCGUCCCCAUGGGAUUACCUUCCUAAAGCCUGUGGAGGUGUGUGUGCCGCAUCAUCGGACAAAAAGGAGAGAAGUGGUGGUGCAGAGGUUUGACGGACAGUCAUGGAGCACUCUACCCACUGUUCUGAGGAGAGGCAGCGAGGGCCACAGCAGUCACCCUGGUGGACGUCCAGCCAGGCUGGCUUGCUGCACAGUGCGCCAGUUCUCCUGGUUCAUGGCGGUGUCUCGUCCAGUAAAGGACAGCUGCGCUCUCACUCCAGCUGGAGCUUUGCUGGUGUCCAGCUCUGAUCCCGGAGUUAAGCUCCAGUUCCCUCCAGACUCCACAGUGCAGACCCGUACUAUAACCUUACAGGUGCUGGAUGUGUCUGUGUCGGAGGUGCAGACACUGUGCGGUGAUCCCCAGGCUAGCGUGAGCCCCCUCCUCUGCCUCACCCAGUCUCCCAGUGUACAAUUCCUUCAGCCUAUUAAAGUCCAGGUCCCUCUGCCAUCAGGAGUCACAGGUCACACAGUUGAUAUGUCCUGUCUGCAUCUGCUACAUGGAGACCCCACUGCACAAACCUGGACUGACGUCACGUCUCAGGUGUCUCUCUAUGUCACCCAUUUGUAUGCGGUUUUCUACAUCACCCAUUUCUCUUGGUACUGGCUGUGGUACACAACUCAGCGCUGUGUUGGCGGCGUGGUCAGGAAGGUGUAUCAGAAGCUGAUGCAGUUUAAAGUCCAGUUUCUAGUCCUCCAGAGGAAGACUGAUCCCUCACAAGUGAUGCUGCAGUGCUUACCUGCUAAUAAGGUGGAAAACAGAGUGCAGUCUUUAUCAGAGCAAUAUGAUGGACCUCAGCCUUCAGACCUGUGUGACCUGCUGGAAGGAGAGCAGUUUUUUGCCGGCUUUGAGAGAGGCUUAGACAUCAGUGCAGACAGACCAGACUGCAAAGGGGGACGACUUAGUUUCACGUUUUACUCCAGUUGGAAGAAUCUGAAGGAAGUGUACAUCUGUUCAGCUCAGGGUCAGAGGGGGCCGGUGAGGGGUCAGGUGUCUUUUUACAGAGGCGAGGUCCCUGCCAAUAUCCCGGAGGAGGUGGCAAGGAAAAGGAAAGGACAAGACAGCCAGUGGCUCGCAACUUUACCACUGAAGCUCCCUGCUCUAAACUCAGAAAAUAAUUUCAUCAUGGAGGAGCCCCAGUAUCCUCCUCUGAACCUGGGUGACCCUGAGAGCGGAUACCUGACCGAAGCCAACCUGCUGUCCAUCUCUCUUCAGAUAGGACGGGACUGGCGUGAUAUUGGCAUCCAUCUUGGUCUAAGUUUCCAGGAGCUUGACCGCAUCCAGUUCAAGUUCAGGGACAACCUGGGCGCCAUGGUGCUAGACAUGCUGUUCCUCUGGGCCCGGGGUCAGAGCUCUGCAGGACCAGGAGCCGUGUCCAGGCUGGUGAAGGCUAUGAUAGAGAGUGGCAGGAGAGACCUGGCUGAUGAGAUUGAAGACAUUGUCAGUAUAGGGAGGAGAAAGUACUUGGAGUCACUGAGGAGAGUGGGGCUUGAAGCAGAGAGCUCCUCUCUCAGUGAAACGCAGCAGUAGAUUAACUCACGCUGGGUGCAGCUGGCUGACCCACAGUUGAGUAACCUCUUAAUUUACAACCUGCCCACAUCAUGUUUGUCUCUGCUGUCCAAACAACUGUCCUUGAAUACAGCAAAAUAUCCCUUUUUGCAAAAUCAUCAGCUGAUGGCAUUUUUUACCUACAGAGGAUGAGUAAACUGCAUGAAGAAAAGCACCUCUAUCCAACUUUUUAAAGACUCUAAUGAAGGAAAACACUGUGGAAGUGCCAAAAAGGAGACACAUUGGAGUUUGAUAUGAUUAAAAAAUACUCAUGUAAAGUCCAAUGAUAAAAUUGUGAUUUGAAUGUUGAGUAGAACUGUUGUUAAAAGUAAAACUUUUGCAUUAGAUGAUGGAAAAACAUUCAUCUAAAUUCUAAAAAUUACAGGUUCUAUUUGUUUUUCUGUUGGUAAUAAAGAGUCAAAGGGAUUUGGACCACUAGUUAGGAAACUAAUAUUUAUGACAUUUUAACAUUAUCAAUCGUUCAUAGAAAUAAAGUCAUGUGAUGCUGCUCUACUUGAACAGACAAGUAUUUCAAGGUUUCACCUUAACUCAAGUUGUAAUUUUAAUUUAUCAUAUUUGACCCACCAUCAGCGUAUACUUUUUCAAUGAACAUUUCAUGUUUCUAACUUUUUGGUAGAAUGGCACUACCUCUAAGAUCUCUCACACCUGUCCAGGACAGUACAGAGGCAGAACAAACAAUGGAACCUAAUGGACUGUAAGGACCUGGAUCACUGACUGAAAGUGAAGGAGCAGCCGUUUUUAUGGUUGAUCACAUUUCUAUCUUGUGUGCCUCUGGUCACUUAGAAACCAGCUUCUACAUGUGGCAAAGUCUCAGUGACAUCUCAGCAGUGGUGGACAAAGUUACUUCAUUAUUUAAGUGAAAGUUUAGAUCCUCCGGGUCAAAUAUUACCCCACUACAAGUGAAAGUUGUUCUGUCCAAUUAUUACUUGAGUUAAAGUACUGGAGUACUUCCUUUUAAAAAUACUUAAGUAUUCAAAGUACUUUUAAAAAAAUCAUUAAACAUUUUUUUUAAAACAUAUUUUAAAAAAGCAUGAGUGCAGUCAAGAAUGCAUGGGUGUUUUCUUCUACAUUAUGUUAAUCUAGAAAACAUUAUUUAAUAUCUUAAAAAGUAUACCAUGAAGUAUAAACUAAAUUACUACAAGCACAGACAAGUUUAAAAUGUUCAUCUGGAAUAAAACCAGUAUGUUAGCUACAGACCUCGAAAUGCUUUCUCAGGUUAGAUGCUGAUGUUUUGUCGGCUGUGAUGAAGUUUGUAUGGUAUGGUAAACAGAUCGGAGAUUUACAACAAUACAAAUCAUUCUUGGACUUAAAACAUGGCUGUGGUGCUCAGGUGGAGAAUCAUCAUCCUUCUCAGCCAUAGCCUUCAUCACCACGACUAAAUGAACAAACUGAUCUGAAUAACAUUUGAUCUGCAUCUGCUCUAAGCUCAACCGAGGUACGGCUACACCAUUGAGACAAACCAAGUAGACGAACAGUUUACGGUCUUUGGGAUCUGAUUUCAGAAAAGAGAAGGAAAUUCAUGAGCUGACUUCAAAGCAAAAGUAGUGAGUAACUAGAGCACUGAUAGAAAUGUAGUGGAGUAAAAAUAUGAUAUUUGUCUUUCAAAUGUAGUAAAAGUGAUGAGUACCCCCAAAAAUUAAUACUCAAGUAAAGAACAGAUACUCAAAAAAUGUACUUAAGUACUGUACUCCAGUAAAUGUACUUUGUUACUGUCCACCACUGCAUCUCAGGACAUUCUGUGAAUUUGAUAUAUUACUAAUUGCUAGUAAAAAUUGAUAAAAAAUG
Molecule: messenger RNA, 5412 nt
Organism: Notolabrus celidotus (New Zealand spotty)
Lineage: Eukaryota; Metazoa; Chordata; Actinopteri; Labriformes; Labridae
Gene: pidd1
Product: p53-induced death domain protein 1
Exons: 15
Coding region: 595-3588 (997 amino acids)
Biological process (GO): DNA damage response; signal transduction; apoptotic process
Molecular function (GO): protein binding
Source: RefSeq, a predicted model, not a curated record